UCCAUAAUUCUUUUUGCCCUUAACAAGGAAACUUCCCUUCGUCCACCGUCCAAACUCUUGUAUCGUUGUCUGACAACAACCGAUCUGUUGGUUGGUCUUGUUAGCCAGCCUCUCGUUGUUACUUAUUGCAUGUCCUUGGUUUGCAAACACUGGGGUCUUUGUCGAUACACAAGGGCCGCAGUUUACGUAUCAAGCUUUGCAUUAUGCCCAGUGUCUUUCCUAGCGUUGACGGCCAUAAGCGUGAACAGACUUCUCACUCUGUUAAUGGUGAUAAGAUACAUACAAAUAGUAACUUUCAAGCGCACAUGUAUCAUUACAGCUACGUUUUGGAUUUUAUCCGUCGCCGCGGGAUCAUUUUCCAUUUCACAUACUCGAAUAACCCGUUGGUAUAGUGCUAUAGUUAUACUGUCAUGCUCAGUGAUCUCAAUCACCGCGUACACAAAGAUAUUUCGCACUUUUAGACAUCAUCAGGCUCAAGUACAAGAUCAUUUUCAACAACAGCCGAGCUAAACAACUGCUCUGAACAUGGCGAGAUAUAGAAAGGCGGUGAGCAGUGCACUGUGGGUGCAGUUAACAUUAGUUGUUUGUUAUGUACAAAAAUUUACAAUGCUGGUUGUGAUCACUUAUAGGAAAACUUAUUCUUCAUAUGAAGUCGUUAUUGAUGGAAUUACAAUUAUAUUAAUGUAUUUUAACUCCACCUCGAACCCUUUAUAACUGUUCUAUAGCAAUUUAUUUCAAGACUGUUAUAAUUUAAUAAUGAAUAAAUAGUUUGAAUUUUUAUCAUUUCCUUCUUCGUUUUGUUUUUGUUUUUCAAUAUUCCAACUUCUCGAUAUUUUUACAAAGAGGAGAUACACAGCUGGUCGGUGAUUCGUAGAACGUGUUUCAAGUAAAUCCAUAAACAAAGAAUGUAUUCUGGAUACUUGCAAUUGAUUCGCUUUUGUAGUUUCUCAUUUGGCUGAAGAUCACAUAAUUUUCAAUGUUUUAUUGAACGCUAUUUUACAGCGGGAACGUGAUUUUGCGGAUCGACAAAUAUCAUCAAAAUCAAGUUAGGUUUACCGUUUCUGACCAAUUCCUAUUUUUUAUCUACAGAAAGGUUUUUUAAAAAAAGUAAUAAACUAGCAGAUGUCUUUAUCCCUACAAUUUUUAUCAGCUCUUAUUCAGUAUGCUUUCUUGAAGGAAAUUUAUCAGCCAGAGCGACACCUUUUAUGGGGUUGAUUUAUGCAAGGCAACCCUCCAAAUUUCAAGACAGGUGCAUAUGUAUAAAUAUGUAAUAGUCUCGACAGACAGUUUUUUCAACCAAUUUAAAACAAGUAGGAUGCAUUAAAGAAGCUUUUAGUGUUGAUGAUACAAAGAAUGAUAAUAUUUCACUAAUUCUUUGCCAGGUGGUUGCUGUGAACAAGUAUUAUCCCGUGUUGCCAACAGUUCCGAAAAACAGUAGCGAAAGGAGAAAAACCGUUUUAAGAGCUGCACAAUGAUUACAACGACAAACUCAACAGUGGGUGGAAUAGAAGGAUAUAAAGUAUUGCUAUGUUCCCCCUCCUUAGUAGUUGGGUUUCAACAACAAUCGAUUUCUUUCUCAGCAAUUAACAUUUUCCUCUCCAUCACAGCAUUUCUUGGGAAUUUUCUAAUCCUCGUUGCCCUUAACAAGGAAUCGUCCCUUUAUCCACCGUCCAAACUCUUGUAUCGUAGUCUGGCAACAACUGAUUUGUUGGUUGGUCUUGUUACCCAGCCUCUCGCUGCUACUCAUUGGAGGUUCUUGGUUCACGAACAUUGGAGUUUUUGUCAAUACGCAAAGGGCGCAGCCUUCAUAUCGGGCUUUGUAUUAUGUUCAGUGUCUUUGUUGACGUUGACGGCCAUAAGCGUGGACAGACUUCUCGCUCUGUUGUUGGGAAUAAGAUACAGACAAAUAGUAACGUUAAAGCGAACAUGUAUCAUUACAGCUUCUUUUUGGAUUUUAUCCGUCGCCGCUGGGUUAUUUUCCAUUUUGCAUAAUCAAAUAGCCAUUUCGUGUUAUAUUAUAGGCAUACCGUUAUGCUCAGUGAUCUCAAUCGCCUCGUACACAAAAAUAUUUGGCACUCUUAGACAUCAUCAGACUCAUGUACAAGAUCAUGUUCAACAACAGCCGAGCCAACCAAAUGCAAUGAACAUGGCGCGAUACAGGAAGGCAGUAAACAGUGCACUGUGGGUGCAGUUAGCAUUAGCUGUUUGUUAUGUACCAAAAUGUAUAAUCUUGAUUGUGAUCUGUCAUGGAAAAACUCAUUCUUCUCAUGUAUUCGUUAUAAAUGCAAUAGCAAAUAUUUUAACAUAUUUUAACUCCACUUUGAACCCGUUUCUCUACUGCUGGAAAGUCAGAGAAGUGAGACAAGCAGUAAAGCAGACAAUCCGACGAGCACUUUGCUUUCUAUGGACUUAGAUGCAUUAAUCAGGCGUAAUUUGAAGGGAAAGAAAAAAGAAGAUAGAAUGAAACAAACACCAUUUUCAGCACUUAUUGUGUUCUAGAUGCCUUGGUGUUUGUCAAUUCGUGCUAAUAAGUAUCAAAUCAAAGCAAAGUACCAUUAAAUUUUCUAACCUCGUUGGCACACAAAAAUAUUGAAAAGCAAAAGUAAUAUCACCCAGAUGCCGAGAGGUGCAAUCUGUUUUACUUUUCUCCGAUAUACUGUAUGGCAGGGCAUCUGUAAGCUCGCUGCUCAGUUUCUUGCCAAAUCCUGAAGCUGUCUUCUGCUCAUUCCAUUUUUUUUUAAAUUGAUCUAGUGGGCCAUAUAAUAACAAGACGCUAUGGUGGACUAAACUGCUCCAGAUUAUAAGAGGACAAGUUAUUAAAAUUGAACGAAAUGAACUCUUUAAGAAAGAAAUAUGUCUCGGCCUUAAAAGAGAAAUCGUAGAAGUUAGGAAAGUUAAUAAAGAUGAAAAAUGGAUGGACGGUUUGAUGGCUUAGUGACUUUAUAUUUUUGACCUAUUAUAGUUCCAUCGCGUCCUUGUGAGAGACGAAAGGAAGAUCAAAUAGCUUGUAGAUGUUUCAAUAACGAGACAUCAAUGAGACACUGUUUGAAAUUGUUAGGUAUCUAAGUCCACGGAAUAAUUUUGAAUAAUUUUAUAUGUUCAAAGAUUUUAACGGUUACGACUUUUAUCUGAGAAGUGUUUCCGCGUAAUAUGCAAAGAUUGCGGUGGAAGUUUAAGUCAUGCAAUUGGAGAUCAUUUAUGCUUUGCGGGAACAAAUGUCUCUCCGAUUCCAGAUGCGUUAAAUCCUAAAAUUUAUUCUAAGAACGAGGAGAAUCUUGUAGAAUCUGAGGAAGACUUUAGGGAAUCAUAUGGUUUCCAGUACGGAAGUGAGGGGAGGUCAGUCGUAGCUAACAGAGUACAACGAGGAGACUAAAGAAAAGAGUUAUAUUGUUUAUGUAGUCUAGAAAACGUGGGAAAUUGGCCGUCGCGGUUUCUGAGUGACUUUCUUUUGAUGAUAGAUGGUUUUUCCGAAGGAAACUUUUAAGGGAAAGGAAAAAUAAGAUAAUAUUGACACAUAUUGAACAUAUUACAAGGAAAAUUCAAAACGAAUGGUCAGUAAACACCAUGUUAUAUUGCAGUAAAAAGAGAAAUACGGAAUUUAAUUAUAGGAUAAUUUCUCGUGUUACUGAUAUGUUUGCAAAAGAAGCAAGAUCGUGACUUUCAAAAUUAAAAUUUGAAUUUCGAAUUAAAUUUCAUUCCAAAUAAAUGUGACUGCAAUGAAUGGUUCUUGAUUGCGGAUAAUUCAAAAGCCCAAUAUCAUUUUUCUCUGAGUGACUCAAAAAACAGAAAAAUACACGUUUAAAAAAAAAGAAAGUUAUAAUUUCUUGAAUAUUCCAAUAUUUUGACAUUUUAAUAGGCAUUUUUGCUAUCCAGUAUUUUACUGUAAUGAAUCAAAGUGGUCGAUCCAUUUUAGCAAUUCGUAACCAUAAAUCGAUCAAAUUUGGUUUCUCAGCGUUCACGCUCGAGUAACUUUCAAUUUCGAAAACAAAGACAAUGCAACGGAAGAAUUAAAGAUUGCAACCAGCUGCCGCUCGAAUGAGACUGAGAGAAAUUAAAGAGUAUGGAAUAAUGAAUAAAUAUUGAAAUGGCUUCCUAAGGGUCUGAUGGUUUAGUUAAGUAACAUUUUGCAAGGUUCCUUUUAAUAAUAACUGCCGGAUAUAUUUAGAUAACGAAACUAAACGUCAAACAUUUUUCUCCAAUUUCUUCAAAUCUACGGCCAUAGAUCGAUUUUCAGUUGUCAGUUAAAUGUGUUCGGUAUUAUGACUGUUUUUAAUUUACUUUACAAGACUGUUUUUCGUGUGCCAUAAAGAAUUUAUGAGUCUUAUUUUUGCGGAUUGAGACAAUUUGUGCAUUGAGGAAAAAAUCAUGUCCGCCUCUACAUGACUGACAGUUUCAUAAGUAAAACAUUAGCCUGAGGGCGGAUGUUCUACUGAAAGGACAGAAAGGAAGGAAGGAAGGAAACAAAUAAUUUGACUUUUUAUUAUUUCCUUUUUCCAUCUUCUCUAUAGUUUUACAAAGAGGAAGUAUCUGAAUAUAUUCAGCAUUUAUUCGCAUCUGAAUAUAUUCGCAUCUGAAUAUAUUCAUAUAGAUAUUUGCGCCGAAUAAGUAUUUGUUAUUAAAUAAAGUAAACAGCUGGUAGGCGAGUAGUCGAUAGAUGUUUCGAGAAAGUCCGAAAACAAAGAACGUGCUCUGUAUACUUGCAAUUGGUUCCCUUUUGUAGUUUCUCAUUUGGCUGAAGAUAACAAACUUUUGCAAUGUUUUAUUAAACGCGAUUUUCCAGCGGGAAUGUCAUUUUGCGGAUCGACAAAUAUCCUCAAAAUCAAUUUAGCUAUACCGUUCCGGGCCACUUGUUAUUUGUUCUUUUAACAGAAACAUUAAAAAAAAUCAUAAUCUAACAAAUGUCUUCAUCCACAAAAUUUUUAUCAGCCAAAUGGACACCUUAUAUGAGGUUUAUUGAUACAAGGCAUACCCUGCAUACCCUCUAAAUUUCAAGAAAAGUAUAUAUGUAUUGUUAUGCAGUAGUCUCGACGGAGAGUUCCUUCAAACAAUUUAAAACGAGUAGGAUAUAUUGAAGUUUUAAGUGUCGAUGAUAUAAAGAAAAACAAUAUUUAUUUGUUUCUUGGCCAGGUAGUUACUGUGAAGAAAAAUUAUUCCGUGUUGCUAGCAGUUCCAAACUGAACAGUAGCGAAAAGAGAAAAACCGUUUUAAGAGCUGCACGAUGAUUGUGACGACAAAUUCAACAGAGGGAGGAACACAGACGGAAACAUAUGAAGUAUUGCCAUGUUCCCUAUCCUUGUUAGUUGGGUUACAACAAGAAUCGAUUUAUUUCUCAGCAGUUAACAUUUUCCUCUCCAUCACAGCAUUUCUUGGGAAUUUUCUAAUCCUUGUUGCCCUAAACAAGGGAUAUUCCCAUCAUCCACCCUCCAAACUCUUGUAUCGUUGUUUGGCAACAACUAAUCUGUUAGUUGGUCUUGUUAGGCAGCCUCUCGCUGCUACCUAUUGGAUGUCCUUGGUUCACGAACACCGGAGUCUUUUUUGAUACGCAAGGGACACAGUCUACAUAUCAAGCUAUGCAUUAUGUUCAGUGUCUUUGUUCACGUUGAUGGCCAUAAGCGUGGACAGACUUCUCGCUCAUUUGUUGGAAAUAAGAUAA
Messenger RNA from Pocillopora meandrina, 5653 nucleotides. The record is from the annotation of a GenBank genome assembly. Lineage: Eukaryota; Metazoa; Cnidaria; Anthozoa; Scleractinia; Pocilloporidae.